Molecule: messenger RNA, 924 nt
Organism: Homalodisca vitripennis (glassy-winged sharpshooter)
Lineage: Eukaryota; Metazoa; Arthropoda; Insecta; Hemiptera; Cicadellidae
Product: transmembrane protein 70 homolog, mitochondrial
Exons: 3
Coding region: 148-813 (221 amino acids)
Biological process (GO): mitochondrial proton-transporting ATP synthase complex assembly
Cellular component (GO): mitochondrial membrane
Source: RefSeq, a predicted model, not a curated record
UCUGAAUCCGAUCCGAUAGUUUGUGGUGUGAAGGUUGUGAGGUUAGGUUACUCUUAUGAUUGAUAGGUGAAUUCAUGACAAUAAAUUGAAUACUAGUCAAUCUAUAAUCCUAAUCUUGUGUUUAGACGUUCUAUAAAUUAUUUAGUGAUGUCAGUGCGUGCGUGUUUGGGCCUACUAAUGUCAAGACAAAUUAUUAGAAGAUUUUCACUAACCAUUCCUUGCAAUCAGUCUUGCAGUCGCAUUCUCGUAUCCAAAGCUCAAAAUGAUUACUUCCCUGUAAAAGUUCCUUGUCAAAAAUAUGCUACAACACAAUCGCCCAACCACAAACUUGGAGUAGAGAUUUACAAUGGGCCUCUUGCAAGGAGAAUUCGGUCAGUCAAGCUUUUCUCGUUGUCGACCAGUUUGAUGGGGUUGAUAGCUCAACCAAUUAUAAUUGAAAGAAUAAUGGAAACCGGAGUCAGUAUUGUUGCCAUGAUUUUUUCUGGAGCAGUCGUUCAGUUUUUCACAUUUGUCACACCAGUUGUACUGCAUUAUUUUACAAAGAAAUACGUCAAGGUGAUGUAUUAUGACCCAGAAACAGAUACUUAUUCAGCAGUAACUCACACAUUUUGGGCAACAGAUAAGGUGCUGCCAUUCAAGCUGGAUGAUGUGGUAAUUCCUGACAUUCCUCGAAUGUUCACCACCAUUAUUGUAAAGGGUAAUCCCUUAUUUUUUGACAUAAACUUUUUUGAAGAUGUUGGCCAUUACAAGAAAUUAAUGGGUUUUGAUAAGCCAAUUGACUUUAAAUUGGAAGACAAACCUCCAAGGUCUUAAAUGUUCUACCUCAAGUAUUUAAUCUAAUUGUGUUCUUACCAUAGUUGUAUUUUUUAUUUAAUUUGUAUAAAACCAGUUAUAGACUGAAUGUAAAUAUAAGUUGAACUAUUA